UUGAUCUUUGUUCAAUACAAACCUUACUUUCCAGUUUUUAGAUUGAAACCUUUCGAGCGACUUCGAGUUCUCAGUCACAUAGAAUAUCUAUGAAAAUGAACACGCCUUUACUUCUGCAAUUGAGCUUUGCUUAUUAUUUGUCUGUUACUUUGAUAGGAUCUGAAAAUUUUAAAUGGCAAUAUUUUCAUUGCCCUGGAAACGCCGCCAUUGCGGGGGACGAGGUCCGCACUGAAGUGAGAACCGUGUCACGACUGGACUGUUUGAGCAGGUGUAUUAGUUGUCAGGCUGUAGGUUUCAAUGAGGACACGAAGGAGUGCCGCCACUACAUGCAGCAAAACAGCACCAUUAUUCCCAUGCUUAACAAUGCAGUUGGUCCAAGGUUGUGGAUAAGUCAACGGAUGAAAUUGUCUGCAGCACAGAGUACUGAUUUAAGUCAAAUGAUGUUUGAAGAGGCAGCUCAACUUUGUCGCUUACUGGGUGGUCGCUUAGCAACAUACAGAGAGCUUUCUAAUGCAAGACAGGAGGGAUUUCAUCUUUGUUGCUGCGGUUGGCUGAGUGACAGAUCAGCACGAUUUGUGCUGCAUCAUGAAGACUCAACAUGCGAGCAUCAGCAAACUCCUGGACUUCACACGUGCAAGAUAUUUAAUUCCAACGGUCAAAGAGUUUAUGAUACACAAUAUGGAGCUGCAUAUUGCGCCUUCACUGUAUAAUUUUUUUAAUUUUAUUUGUAUGUUGGUGUUUAUACUAUACAUGUUGGCUUCGUAUUCACGAUGGUACACAGUUAGAUACGUUUCACACAGAAACGUUUUACCUUGGAUUUGACCAAGUGAUCCAAGUGGCAUUGUUUUAACGUUUCAUAUCCUGAUAUCGUUCGUUCUCCACUAAAUGUAUUCUCGAGCUUAUUUUUUGCAUACAGGUCAGAUACUGCUAUGGAUUUGUUGAAUAAAUCAUAAAAGUCAACGAGACAUAAGCUGGUUGAAUAAAAAGGUAAUGAUUACAAUACAAAGUUUGCUGUGAAAUUUGGAAUAUUUUACAAGUGUCUAAGUGAAUGCAUGACUAUUUAAUUGUUACUUUUGAAUAGUGUGCAUUUUACCUGUAUAUGCAAUUCAAGAAAGGGGGUGCUUGUGUUUGAAGAGAAAUUGUAAAAAAAAAUAAGUCUUUAUAAAAUUACCAUAUUAGAAGAAUCACAUUUAGAUUGUCAUUCCUCAAUUUUGGGGUAUGUGACAGAGUCAUUUUUUAAUGAAAGCCUUUGGAAAAGUCAUUAGCAGUGCCUGACCUGCAAAAUAAUACACGCAUGCACAUGUAAGUACAUUGUGUCCGCUGUGUUACAUAUGGAAAAAAAAGUUUUCAUAGUGUUCCAGUCUGACUUUAAAUUACCUACAUAAACUGAAGUUUUAAAUGUUACCUUAUACGUGGUAAAAAGUUAAUACAUACAGUUAUCUUUUGUAAAAAUCAUUGACAUCAAUCUGCCUGAUUUCCAUUGUUGUAGAGAUGUUGACAACGAACUGAAUCUGAAAUAUAAAUCAGCGUUAGCCUCUCACUUACGAAAACAUUUUAGAAGAAAAUUUUUACCUUCCAAAAGACAGCUCGGCUAUAUUGCCUUUUGAUAUUAAUAUGGAUAAGUUAUGAAAAAUGUAUAUGGCAAUUUGGUGUUUUCAAAAUGUUCAAUUGUACCACAAGUUGCUAGACAACCAUAUCAUUUGUAUGAACCUGUUGUUUUAAUUUAGAAAUAUUCUUAAAAUACAGUUACAGUUAAAUUCCUUUUAAUAAAACAGCUAUUUCUGAAA
Molecule: messenger RNA, 1787 nt
Organism: Mercenaria mercenaria
Lineage: Eukaryota; Metazoa; Mollusca; Bivalvia; Venerida; Veneridae
Exons: 3
Coding region: 90-710 (206 amino acids)
Biological process (GO): cell adhesion
Molecular function (GO): hyaluronic acid binding
Source: RefSeq, a predicted model, not a curated record